Molecule: messenger RNA, 895 nt
Organism: Lycium ferocissimum
Lineage: Eukaryota; Viridiplantae; Streptophyta; Magnoliopsida; Solanales; Solanaceae
Product: putative calcium-binding protein CML19
Exons: 1
Coding region: 101-676 (191 amino acids)
Molecular function (GO): calcium ion binding; enzyme regulator activity
Source: RefSeq, a predicted model, not a curated record
UAACAAUUUUAUUGUUCUAAAAAAAAAAAAAUCAUGUUCUCUACUUCUCAUAUUACAAACUAGUGAAGAGAAAAAAGCCGUUUUUUUUUUCCCAUAUAGUAUGUGCAUGGAGACUAUUUCUAGUACGGAAAACAAGUCCGUUUUCUCAAGAUUAAGGAAUAAAUUUUCGUCGAAAAAGCCGAUCAUAAUCAACGAUACUACUACUAGUAAUAAUACUCUUUCCGUGAGUAUAAUUACUAGUAGUAGUAGUAGUGAAAAUAUGGUUCAAUUGGAGAGGGUAUUUACGUACUUUGACGAGGACGGAGACGGAAAAGUGUCACCAGCGGAGCUAAGGCGUUGCGUGAAGGCGGUAGGCGGUGAUCUGACGGUGGAGGAGGCGGAGAUGGCGGUGAGGCUAUCGGAUUCCGAUGGGGACGGGUUGUUAGGGUUUGAGGAUUUUAGUAAAUUAAUGGAAGGAGAAAAAAAUAAAGAGAGUGAAUUAAGAGGUGCUUUUGAGAUGUAUGAAAUGGAAGGGAGUGGCCAAAUUACACCUAAGAGCUUGAAUAGGAUGUUGAGUAGACUAGGUGAGUCUACAUCUAUUGAUAAUUGCAAAGCUAUGAUUCAAAGAUUUGAUCUUGAUGGUGAUGGAGUUCUUAGCUUUGAUGAGUUCAAAGUUAUGAUGAAUAGGAGUACUUAAAAUUUGGGAGUUUAUUUUUGGAAGACAAAUUACAUGAUCAUGUUGUGUAAAAGAUUCUUUGGCCUUUGAGCUCAAAUACUGCUGGUUGAUCACAUUAUACAUGUUGUUAUCAAGAUUUGCGACAGAUUAUUGAUUGUAAUUGCUUAUAAUUUUAUGUAUUGACAUUAUUAUUAAGUACUUAGAAGUAAAACAAUUUGCAGUUGAGUGCGAUUAAAGCAA